This is a messenger RNA of Microcebus murinus (gray mouse lemur), 3980 nucleotides long. Lineage: Eukaryota; Metazoa; Chordata; Mammalia; Primates; Cheirogaleidae. The record is from RefSeq and is a predicted model, not a curated record.
UGUCCCCCACAUUCAUCGCCUGUUAUGCUUUGGUAAAUCCUGGAAGGAAAGGGAGGAGGGGGCUAUGGUGGACAAUCCUGUCCCAAAUAGCUGGCCUCUCCACAGUGCAGGCUGGAAGUGGGAGCCCGUGGGAAGCCGAGAUCAAAGAGCCCAGGCCAGGCUGCUAAGGCUGAUAUUCAAGACAACGCAAAGUCACCAGAAGCUUGAGAUUCACGUGGAGAUGGAUUAUCAGCCGUGAGGUCUUUCUUCCAGGGUUCCAACAGGGCCAGAAGAUCUUGAUGCAAGUGGGUAAGUCCCUGCCACCACACCACUCCUGGGUUGCUUUUUUGGAUGAACACAAAGGAUUCUCCCAGGGAGCAAGUGUGGAGCACUGAGGCAUGAGCUAAUGUGCAUGGCUUGGGGAGGGCCUUGCAGUCAAGUGUACUCAAAACAGCAAGAAGUGAGGAGCUCUCGGCAUUCUAGACUCAAAUUCUGUAGACAGUCCCCUUUGGCUGAGCCAAGCCAGAGAUGCUCAGAAAAUGGGGUCUUGCGAUCAGAUCAGGUUAGGUAUUAUGGACAGGAAAAGAAAGACUCAGCGCUGCAGCCUGCAGAGCUCUCUGAGGACCAGGAUUUAGCUCGAGUUCCCCCGUCUGUCCGUAAGGCCUGAACUGGACAUCACUAUGGUGAUCACAUCCCAGGAGGAGGACUGGUCAGCAACGCAGUGACCAUGCUGGAAUAUUUUUGAAAUAUUUGGACAAUUCUGAUACAAACCCUUCUUUUAAUAACAUUUCAUGUUGCAUCUCUUGUAAUUUUAUUUAUGUAGCUGUUGUCUUUCCACCUGACAUUCAAUUGGUAUUUAAUUUGCAAAUAUUGUGUAAGUAUCUGAAUCCAUUAAGAGAAUCAUUAUUGAAUGCCUGUGCAACACUCCAAAUAACAUUUUCGUUUGAGGAAGAUGUGCUACAACCUUGUAGCUAGCUUUGGACAUAAAUAUUCCCGAAUCGGGGAUCAAAGUCCUAGAGGAAUGUGAAGGUAAAGAGACCUUCUGAGAAUGCUGAGUGAUGACAGCUCUGCUUACCUCCUUAAGGGAAACCCCAGAGCAACCGCCCUGUGGGUCCUAUGACUUUAGUAUGUGGCAAAACCGAUAGAUGUUGACGCCAGCCAUUUCUUUCCUCCUAAGUGGUCAGCACACUGCUCCCCCCACAUCCUCCCGGGGCAUAUGCUAUUCAGGCAUGAUGGGAAUAUUAAUCAGGAUCCAGCAGGAAGACAGGAACUCUUGCAUGUUGUUAACAAGGAGGGAACUAAAUGCAGUAUGGUACCCUGAGUUGGAUCCUGGCAAAGGAAAAGAACAUGAGUGGAAAAACUGAUGAAAUCCAAAUAAAACCUGUCAAUUAUUGUCCCGGUGUUAUAAUCUCUCAGUUUUGACAGCUGUGCCAUGGUUGUGUAAAAGUGGAUGUUAGGGGAACCUGGAUGAAGGGCAUAAGGGACCUCUCUGCAUCUUUGCUACUUUUCUGCAAAUCUAAAAUUAUUCCCAGUGGGAAGAACAGGAGAGCGAGCUCUUCCCCUUUGUGUGAGGCGGUUGAUGUGGAAACCUCCGACCAGAGGUCCUGGACAACACAUCCUGUCCCCGUGUGUGCUGCAGAGUCUGUCCUUCCUCCCCGGGGCUCCAGGCCACACUGCUGGGUCUGGGCCAUGUCUUCCCACCCGACUACCCUCCUGGGCCUAGUGCUCUGCCUGGGCUGCACGAUCCACACACAGGCAGGGACCCUGCCCAAACCCUCCAUCUCGGCUGAGCCAAACUCUGUGAUUCCCCGGGGACAGCCCGUGACUGUGGUGUGCCGGGGACCUGCUGGGGCUCAGACGUUCCGCCUGGAGAGCAAGAAUAAAACCCAUUCAUUCAAGCAUGUUGAUAUUGUGCUUCAAUCUGGUGCAUCUGAGACAGAGGCCAGAUUCUCCAUUGAGGCAUUUAGUGAAGUCACUGUUGUGCAUUAUCACUGCCUCUAUCAUAAGCCGUCCGGCGAGUGGUCUGAACGGAGUGACAUCCUGGAGCUGGUGGUGACAGGAGGCACACAGAGGCCUUUGGACGACAGUAACAAUGGUGGUGAGUGCUGGGGACAUAAGAGCAAGAGCUUGGUAUGUGCCUCUUGGGGAAGGGGGAGAAGAUCGGGCUUUGGGCUUGGUCCAGCUCCAGCACUACCGAUGGCUAGCCCUGUCCAUGUGCGCAGUUUUCCUUGGCUCUCAGAUCCCUGCUGUGUGAGAUGGGGUAAGGAUUCCUGUGUUCCAGGGCUGGUUUUGGGGGCGUUGCUUCCUUCUUUAUUUCGGCCCCGACUGUCCUCAGGGCCCCCCAGCAGCAAGGACGAGGAGCAGAGGCCGCAGCAGAGGCUCAGCCAGGCUGUUGAUGUCCUGGAGAGGAAAGCAGGUAUGGCCACGGUUGAUGGGCUUCCUGAGAAGGAGAGAGAGAAGGACACCCCACCCCGUUCCACAGGGGACCCCGAGGAGGUGACGUAUGCUCAGCUGGACCACCGGGCCCUCACUCAGAGGACAGCCCACGCUGCCUCCCCACAGGUCACAGAGCCUGUGGCUGAGUCCAGCACGUAUGUAGCCAUCAUCAGAAACUAACCUCAGGCCCACCUGACUCUGCAUGUGAUGACACAGGAAGUCACUCUUGGGAAGUCUAAGGCAGACAUUUGGAGGGCUUUGCCUUGUCUUCAUCCUGACCUGGAGAGCCGGCCAGUCAGCUCUCCUGGGGACAAGAGCUGGAGCCUAGAGAUCUCUAAUCAUCAUCCAGAACAUUCAUUAACCAAGUGGUCCCUUCCACAGUUGACCAGAUACAUGGAGAGACUGUGUUGUGGCUGCUUCGAGCCCCAGCUGCAGUUACCUGGCUGUUUCCAAAGACCCAACUACAGUCAUCUGACUUUUUCCAGAGCCCCAGCUACAGUCACUUGAUUCCUAGCUACAGGCAUCCAGGUGAUUUCAUGAACAGUGUUGCAGGCUCCCAACUGCUCCCAGGUGUCUCCUAUGAAUUCCCAACUUCCCCAGGGACUCCAUUUUAAUCACCUACUCAGCUGACCCUAAAGACCUUCCUAGAAUUUAAUUGCUAACCUUGAAACUGGCUCUACUUAUGCAGCUGAGAGCUCAGUUCAGUUAUCUAGGUCACAUUUGUGCAUCAAUAAAUAGUUUGAGAGACCCACUGCUGGCAGCCCUGUGCCAGGUCCUGGGUGCAGAGGUCACUUGGACCGUGUCUCUCCCUUCACAGUUGUUCAAAGCUGAGUAGGCAAAACAAGAGCUACAGAGAAGAUGUCAGCAUUUUGUUUUUACUUUUUUACAUUUAAUUGACCAAGAUUGUAUAUAUCCAAGGUGUACACUGUGAUAAUUUGCUAUAGACAUGCAUUGCAAUUGUUGCCAGGAUUAAAUUCAUUAGCACAUCCAUCCAUCACCACCCACGCUGGACAUAAGAUCUCAAGAACUUGUUCAUCUUGGGACUCGGAGCGGGUGUCGGUGUUUCCUGACCCAGCGUGUGCAUGGGAUGAAUGAGGGAGGGGCUGAGGGCAGGUGUGGCUGGAAGAAGGCAGAGAGACGAACCCACCUACCCACGGCUACACACGUGCACACACAGGAUACACACACACACACACAUGCACAACCACACGUCCCAAGAGAGCUCUGAACCCAAUGCUGAAACGUGACAUGUCUGUGUGUCCACCCACUUGAACCGUCAGACAUGUUUUUCCCAUUCCGAUUAAAACAGAAAAUUACCCUACGAACCACUAGGGGGCGAGAGCGUCCCAUUUAUGUUCAUUUGGUUUGAUUUCUUUCUUUUUUUUUUUUACACCCUCCUCCCCCAAGAACAAACAAAAAACCAAGGACAAGCCUUAUGGGGAGACUCAAUGGGCACAUCUCCUGGUGAGACUCCUCCUGGGCAGAACUGCAGAUAUUAAAAAAAUCAAAACAUCAUAUUUUACCCCAUAAUAUUUACGGCUAUUGUUUGUCAAUUAAAAAAAAUA